CUUUUCCCCGAAUCCGUCCAUCCACGCAUUCCAUGUUCCCCCCUCUUGCUCUUUCGCAUUCUCUUAUCCCCUUGAACUCUCCUCUUGAUUCUUCUCAUUAUUGCCCGCGCCAUGGAGGGCUUUGAUACCAUGGCCAUGCCGCCCUAUCUGGCCAGUCCGCUGUCCCUCGGCAAUCUACAGGGCGACUAUCUCAAUGCCAUGCCCGGGCUCGAUCUUCCCGAUCAUCGCUCCAACUUCGAUUCCGAGACCUUUGUCAGUGAUGAACUCACCUUUCCUCAAAGUAAUCUGCCGCACUCGUUGAAACGGUUUCCCUCGGGCUACGAUGACCCUUUCACCGAGAUGGUCACUCCGUUCGACCCGGUGCCUCCGGAGCAGCCUCAAGAUUCGUCCAUCGAUCACAAUAAUAAGCUACUGAGUUUCUCGCUGCCGGCCUAUCACUUCACCCUCCUGGACUACUCGAUGCGACGCACUUCUCUGUCCGUGUCGGCUCAGUUGCAUGGCAUGUUCUUCCUGGCCGAGUCACCCUAUACGACUUCUCCCUCCGAGAACGCUCCGCCGCAGCAGGGCGCCGAGUUGACUUGCUACCGCCGUAACCUGUUCCAGAUCACCGGCUCCGUCACCUUGCCACGAGGCAUGCGGUAUAUCAUGACCGAUCAGGGCGAUCGAAUCCCCAUCCUCGCCCAGGAACUGACCGUUUCCGCGACCGAGUCGGUAGAGGGUAACCCGGUGAAGAUUAUUUCCGUGCCGUGGAAGACACCCUCUGCGGCAGCGGCCAACUCCGGCUCGGCUCUAGAGGAUAGCGGCACCAGUAACGCCGCCAAGAUCGAGAAGGAGCCUCCACCGAUUCCCCUCGAUAUCAUGGCCGGCCAGGACCUGGACACCGACUAUGCAACCUUCCCCAUUGCGUGGAAACGCCUGCAGUUCCGCGUGGCAACCGCCAACAACGGACGCCGCAAGGAGCUACAGCAGCAUUUCGUCGUUCGGCUCAAGGUUGUUGCAACCCUGUCCACCGGUGCGAAGAUCGCCAUAUCAGAGGUGCAGUCGGGACCCGUUAUCGUUCGUGGCCGCAGCCCACGUAAUUUCCAGUCUCGCAAGGACCUUCCACUGAGCGGCAGUGCGGCCGCAUCACGAAAGAACCAGGCCAACUCGGUGGCAGCGCUCAACCGCACGCCAACCAACGAGUCCGUGACGCGUCGCGCGAGCGUCACCCCAGCGAAGAACAAGGCACCGUCCGGAACAGUACAGAGCAGCUCCCCCGAGACCACCUCGGUCCCUCCUCCGACUCUCAUGCAGCAGCCCCGUGCGACACCCGACUGGACCCCGAUCCCGCAGUCCACGUCCAACGUCAUGUCCCACGGCCACCAGUCCCUCUUCCCUCACUCCAGUCCCGAACAACUAUCACAGGCAGACCAGCACCGCCGUGUCAGUAACACGGCUUCCGCUGCGGCGCCGAUUAAUCUGUCUCUGCUGGACGAGGAAGAUACCGGGGAUGCAGGGCUUCAGCUCGAUCAAAAAAUCCUGCCGCCGUACACCAGUGAGCCACCUCAUCAAAGAUCCAUCAGCAUGGACCAAACGGCACCGCCAGCCAAGAUGCGCAAGCUAUCCCACGCCGUCUCCCAGACCCCGUCUCGAAGCGCCACUUCAUCACUGCCGCUGCUGGAGACUGCCCAUCUGCCACAACAAUUCGUGUCCUCGCUGCCGUUCCCGAACGAGAGUACUGAUUUCCUCUACGAGUACUUCCCCCUCGGACUCGACGACUGGCAGGCGCCCGUUGAUGCUGUCUAUCGACCCCAUGUGGUACAUCAUACGAACAUGCCCGAGAUGAAAUUUGUGGCCUCCAGGGGUCGCAGCAAGCGGUAUUUCGCCGCCGAGGAUGUCUUCUAA
Molecule: messenger RNA, 1884 nt
Organism: Penicillium cinerascens
Lineage: Eukaryota; Fungi; Ascomycota; Eurotiomycetes; Eurotiales; Aspergillaceae
Product: NDT80/PhoG-like DNA-binding family protein
Exons: 2
Coding region: 112-1884 (590 amino acids)
Biological process (GO): positive regulation of transcription by RNA polymerase II; meiotic cell cycle
Cellular component (GO): nuclear chromosome
Molecular function (GO): DNA-binding transcription factor activity; DNA binding
Source: RefSeq, a predicted model, not a curated record